Molecule: messenger RNA, 233 nt
Organism: Strongylus vulgaris
Lineage: Eukaryota; Metazoa; Nematoda; Chromadorea; Rhabditida; Strongylidae
Source: the annotation of a GenBank genome assembly
AUGGCGUUUGGCGGCUUACUGGAGGGAUUUCUCGCCGAGAAAAAUUUUGACGAACCUCGUCAUCGUCGACAUCUCCGUAUGGAGAUGGCUGCUCGGCGGAGUCUCACGGAAUCCAGCAACGACAAACUUAUCGUGAAAAAGUUGAGCACUGCCAGUGUGCCAUCAUACAAGUAUUCAUGGCCGAUGAGCGUAUCUCGAGGUAAGUUCCUCCUACAUUUGGCUCUCGAUUAAGU